Molecule: messenger RNA, 1335 nt
Organism: Suillus discolor
Lineage: Eukaryota; Fungi; Basidiomycota; Agaricomycetes; Boletales; Suillaceae
Product: Pex12 amino terminal region-domain-containing protein
Exons: 6
Coding region: 92-1198 (368 amino acids)
Biological process (GO): protein monoubiquitination; protein import into peroxisome matrix
Cellular component (GO): peroxisomal membrane; peroxisomal importomer complex
Molecular function (GO): ubiquitin-protein transferase activity; protein binding; zinc ion binding
Source: RefSeq, a predicted model, not a curated record
CCAGUCAUCGUCGAGGACGCCACGCCACGUGAAUUCGAAACAUGUGAAUAGCCGGAAUUAACAACUUGAACAAGACGACCAUUCUACAUGCAUGGAGUUCUUCAACGACGUGGGUGGAGAUCCGCUCAAGCCCUCCUUGUUUGAAUUAGUUGCUCAAGAGCAGCUCCGUGACUUGCUUCAACCUGCUCUAAAGUAUGUACUUGCAGUGUUCGCUCAACGUUACCCCCGCUAUCUGAUUCGUAUAGUCAACCGCCAUGAAGAGUUUUAUGCCUUCAUCAUGUUUUUCGUCGAACGCCAUUAUCUCCGCAAACAUAAUGCAUCAUUUUCUGAGAAUUUUUACGGUCUGAAGAGACGCAGAAGACCUUGGAUAGCGACCGAACGAGCAAUAGCUGCUGUUGGUGGAAUACCAGCCGGUGAGAAGCUCAGAAGUCGCGAGAUCUGGCGGUCGUUAUUUCUCCUGAUUACUGUACCUUAUCUACGAGCGAAAGGGCAGGAUUACUACGAGUCGCUCGGUGGAGGCAUUGAUUCUGAUAUCCUGGAAGAUGGAGGUAGCGAAAGACAUAUACGAGAACUCACAGACGAGAGUAUGGCAGGCGUUUUACGCAGAAAGUUCAAAACACUAUACCCAUGGUUCAACAUCGGAUUUGAAGCAUGGCUUCUCGCACAUAAUGUAGCCUAUUUAUUCGAUCGUACGCCAUUCUAUCGCCCAUGGUUAGCUUGGAUAGGAGUCGAUCUCAGAAGACUCAAUAUGGAUGAUUUCCUUGCACAAGCGAAGCCAAAUGCUAUUUCCCCAACAAAGAGCGGUUUUUUAGCUGUAGUUCGACGGCUCCUGCUGCGAUCACCCCAACUACUGCUCGACUCCUUGAGGCUUCUCUUACCUACAGCCAUCUUUUUCAUCAAAUUCUUGGAAUGGUGGUACUCCCCGGGCUCCCCUGCGCGAUCAUUAUCCAUAUCCCCUAUUGGUCCAGCUAUCCCUCCACCUCAGAUCCUUCCACCGCAUCCCGCAGGGAUCACCAUCGACAACACAAAAUACGGAUACUGCCCGCUCUGCAAAGAGUUUAUUCACAAUGCCACAGCAUUGCCGUCUGGUUACGUAUUCUGCUACCGCUGCGUACACGACCACGUCGAGCAACAUGGUAAUUGCCCGAUAACACUCCUCCCCGCGAAGGCGUGGCAGCUCAGGAAAGUCUUGGUAUAAUUGACGCUCGCUUCCUGAGUCAUCUAUUUGCAUUGGUACAUCAUACCUACUAAUUUUGUGUGUUUUUUCGUAGUUAACUACCAAGAAUCAUAUGAAGAGUGUUCCUAUGACAUUCUUAGUUGCUAGGCCCUGGGGCG